This is a messenger RNA of Oncorhynchus masou masou (cherry salmon), 2322 nucleotides long. RefSeq names its product skin secretory protein xP2-like. The coding region runs from base 165 to 1730 and encodes 521 amino acids. Lineage: Eukaryota; Metazoa; Chordata; Actinopteri; Salmoniformes; Salmonidae. The transcript is spliced from 2 exons. The record is from RefSeq and is a predicted model, not a curated record.
AGCACAGUCCUAGAUUGCACCUCGGGGAGCGAGGAGGACUUUGGUGCAGCUUUCAGUCGCAAGAUUCUUUCUAUUAUCAGUCCGUGCUCAGUCUUCCAAGGGAAUACAUCAGUUCCUCGACUCUCCUUGCCGUUUGGGUUUAAGGCAGAAAUCCAGGAGACACCAUGGGAGGCAAGCUGAGCAAGAGAAAGAAGGGGUAUGAUGUCAGCGACCCAAAAGACAAGAAGGAGGAGAUUACUGUGGCUGCUGUGAGUGCCGUUGAGGCCAUGGCCCAUGCCGUGGAGAGCAAAGCACCAGCUCCGGUCGCUGAGUUGGUAGCGAAGGAUGCUCCUAAGGUGUCUGCUGCGGUAGAGGGAGCAGUGGAGUUGGCAGCGGUAACCAUCACAGAAGCGACAGAAGAGGCCCUGUCAGCUAUAGAGGAUGUGGCCAAGGGGGCCACCGCAGAGCCAGCGGCUGUACUAGAUGAACCUGUGGCAGAACCGGCAGAACCAGCGCCAACAGCAGAAGAGCCCGUGGCUUCAGAUGAACCAGCUGCAGCACCGGAAGAACCUGCAGCCCCAGAAGAGCCAGUGUUGACACCGGAAGAAUCUGCAGGAGUAGCAGAGGAACCAGCUGCAGCUCCAGAAGAGCCAGUGUCAGCACUGGAAGAACCUGCUGCAGCUGAGGAACCAGCAGCAUCACCAGAGGACCCUGUAACAGCACCAGAAGAACCAGCGGCACUAGACGAAACAGCAGCUGCACCAAAAGAGCCUACAGUGGAAGAGCCUGUACCAGAAGAGCCUGCGGCAGCACCAAAGGAACCUGCACCAGAAGAGCCUGCGGCAGCACCAAAAGAGCCUGCAGUGGAAGAGCCUGUGGCAGCACCAAAAGAGCAUGCACCAGGAGAGCCUGCGGCAGCACCAACAGAGCCUGCACCAGAAAAGCCUGAGGCAGCACCAAAAGAGCCUGCACCAGAAGAGCCUGCGGCAGCCUCUGUGGGCCUAGACGCAGCACCAGAAAAGGAUUCUGAGGCUACAGAACAAGCCACAGAGGUGGCAGACACUACAGAACCUGAGCCUGCUGCUCCAGAGCCUGAAACAGAGACUGUUACAGGAGAGGCCCCAGAACCUGAGGCUGUGCCCGAUGCACCAGUAGAGGCAGAAGCAGCUUCACCCGCACUGGAGGAGGAGCCUACAUCAGUUGCAGAAGUUGUGUCAGAGUCAGCCACAGAGGCAGCCGCAGAGCCAGAGGCAGCCGCAGAACCAGAAUCCGUCCCAGAACCAGCCGCUAAAGAGCUCCCCCUACCUGUAGAAGAAUCCGUAGCAGAGCUUGAACCUGAAGCUGCUGAUGCAGUAACAGAGGCAGCAGAGUCAGAGGCUGCCGACAUUGCAGAAUUCAUCCCGGAGAUCAUAAUUUCAGAAUCUGCUGCACCUGCUGCUGCAGAGGAGGCCAGCGCUGGGCCACAGGAGGCUGUGCUGGACAACAGGGAAGUUGUUUCCGCAGAGGAGGCUACUGCUGAGCCUUCUGCCCCUGAGGUCAAUGGGGAGUGUCAGGAGCAGGCAGCCGAGCCGGCUGCCGUGUCUGCCCCGGAGCGACAACAAAAGGAAUGUGUCAAUGGCAUUGACAAGCCAGAGGAUGCCGUUGAGGGGCAAAUUGACUGUGAAUUAAAAAAGGACUUGAACCUGACUGGCGACAUCCAUAUUCCUGAGGCAAUCGGUGAGGCAAUAAGUCAGGCUGUUGACUUGGUCUGAAGCUAAUAUAAAUGUGUCCCUAAAGUCCCUAAUGAUCCGAAAAAACCUCCAACACAAGCUUCUGAAGAUAAAUAGAAAAAUGUCUGUUAUGGCAAAAGGAGUUUCCGGUUAACUAAAAGGAAAUACAACCACUCAAGUGUAGAGGGGGGGAGUGAGGUACAUGUGAAGGAAGAGAUGUAAGACAUGGUUGCAGUGUUGAGUCUUUGUGCCCCACACGUCAUUGCAUAGGGGCAGCCUGUGUUUGCAGCAUUUGUGGUGAGAUGACAGCCAGCCAACAUUUGAGGGAUGAGUAUAGUAAAACAAACAACAACAAAAAAACUGGACAACAGAGAAAAAAACGUGACAUUGACAUUGGAAAUUUUGAAUGGAAUGAGUAGUCUUGUCUUUGUGUGUGAGCCUGAUGAUUAUUAUUUUAAAAAAUAUAUAUCGGAAUAGCAUUCAAUAGUGAUCUAACUUAGACUUUCACAUAUCCUUUCCUUAAUUAACUACAUGACAAAAUAAUGGAUGAAAAGUUUUGGCCUUUUAUAAUGGUGCAAACAGUAAGGAAUAUUCAUUGAUGGCUUAGAAUGGAGAAUAAAAAAAGACUGUUGUA